This is a messenger RNA of Colletotrichum higginsianum IMI 349063, 426 nucleotides long. RefSeq lists its product as uncharacterized. The record is from RefSeq and is a predicted model, not a curated record. The transcript has a single exon. Bases 1 to 426 code for a protein of 141 amino acids. Lineage: Eukaryota; Fungi; Ascomycota; Sordariomycetes; Glomerellales; Glomerellaceae.
AUGGCCAUCAGAGACCACUUCCGCCGCCGCAAGUCUAUCUGCGAGCCUAGCCAGGGAGAGCCCAACUGCUCUGAACCACCAAAAUCACCCGCUCUCCGCUUGGCCAAGACCCUAGGAUGGCGCUCAACGAAAGAGGAGAAGCCCAAGAAGAAGCCCAUCAAGGACGACAAGCCGGACCCGCGCGAGCGGCCCUUCAGUGAGACCAACCUUAGACACCAGCAGAUACUCAACGGCUUCACCAUGACUUUCGGCAAGAACCAGCACCAGAUAAGCCGCGACCAGCGGUCGAGUUACUAUAGCGUCAACGUCAGCCCCGGCACAUCACGGCACAACAGCGUUGAUGUGGACGACAGUCCGCUCCGGAUGAACCCUCUGCCCCGCGAGCGGCAGUUCCGGUCAGUGCCGGAAGAAGAUGAGAGGUCCUAA